AUGGAUCCCGCCAGGGUGAAUUCUCCAAGCACCUGUACAGUAACCCUUGAGGUUCUGGGGCACAAAUUAAGUUUUGCUCAGGAUCCAAACUCUAAGCAUCAUGGAACAACCGUGUGGGACGCGUCCAUGGUGUUUGCCAAAUAUCUGGGGAAAAAUUGCAGGAAGGGAAGGUUUAGUCCGUCUAAACUGAAAGGGAAACGUGCUAUUGAGCUUGGAGCGGGUUGUGGAGUAGCUGGAUUUGCUAUGGCAAUGCUGGGCUGUGAUGUGGUUUCAACUGACCAAAAAGAGGUUUUGCCACUGUUAAAAAGGAACGUAGAAUGGAAUACGUCAACAAUCUUGCAGAUGAAUCCUGGGUCAGCAUCAUUUGGAUCGCUCCGAGUUGCUGAACUUUACUGGGAAAAUGAAGAUCAUAUAAGGGCGGUUGAGCCGCCUUUUGAUUAUGUCAUCGGUACUGAUGUUGUAUACUCUGAGCAGCUUCUGGAGCCUCUGUUGCACACCAUACUUGCGCUAUCAGGGCCAAAGACAACAGUUAUGUUGGGAUAUGAGAUACGUUCGACGAUCGUUCAUGACAAAAUGCUUCAAAUGUGGAAAGACAACUUCGAAGUCAAAACCAUACCUAGAUCCAAGAUGGAUGGUGAAUACCAAGACCCGAGCAUUCAUCUGUACCUCAUGUCACAGAAAUCUUCUGCCGAGAGCUCUGGAAACGCGAUCCAAGAUGAAGCUGCUGUUGCUGACACGACUGAAACAAAGUGUGAGAAGGAAGUCUCAACCGUAGAAUGCCAUGAUUUACCAAAUCUGUUGGAAGAGGAAGACGUUGCUACACACCGUCCUAAACUUAGAGAUGAUAGCUUGUUGAUGAGAUUAAAGGACGGGAAGAUGAGUGAAUGGGAGAUGAGAAGGUAUGGUAAAGUUGCUGCACAGCUUCUACGUGACGUUAAGAUAGAUGUUCAGGUGAAAAAAUGA
Molecule: messenger RNA, 963 nt
Organism: Eruca vesicaria subsp. sativa (arugula)
Lineage: Eukaryota; Viridiplantae; Streptophyta; Magnoliopsida; Brassicales; Brassicaceae
Source: the annotation of a GenBank genome assembly